GCGGCUGGCGGGAGAUGCAGCUGCUGCUGAGGCGGAGGGAGAUCGGGCGAGGCUCCCGGGCAAACUGACCCACCCACCCCCCAUCUGGAAGGAAAAUGAAAAGCACUGCCAGGCCGUGGAGCGCCGUGUCAAAACAGGGGAGCCACGGGACAGAGCGAGGGAAGCCUCUGCCCGCUCCAUCUGUCGGCAUGAAGACCUCCAAGUCCUCCACCUCGCUUGCCUUUGAUUCCCGGCUCAGCAAGCUGAAGCGGGCCAGCAGCGAAGACAUGCUGACGAAGCCAGGGGUCAUGGCAGCCUCAGGAGGCUCUCGGUUGAAAAAGACGAUUACAACAGGGGCCAUCUCAGAACUUGCUGGCAACCGGUUGAGGCCCAUUACAGGUUCCAUUCCAUCAUCAAAGCGUACUGGAAUUCCGGCUCCUCGGGAGCUGCCAACAGCCGCUGUGGCCAGAGAAAAAGCCGUUUUGCGGCCUAGGAAGACUCAACCUAGCCCAACUUCCUCCGGAACACCGACACCCACCAAGCACUUGCGCCCUUCUGCCAAAUCCAAGAAUGAGGCUGAAGGUGGAGACAAGGCCGUUCUGGAGUCGCAGGUUAAAGAGCUCCUGGCCGAAGCCAAGACAAAAGAUUCUGAGAUUACCAAACUCCGAAGUGAGCUGAAGAAACGCCAAGAACCACCAAGUUUUGAUGCGGCCAGCCUCUUGGACCAGAAUGCAGAUGCCUUGCCAGCGCUACCAGCCAACGUGGAGCCAUUUGUACGGGCUCUUCAGGAAAAAAACAAGGCUUUCCAGAGAGAUCUCCUGAGCCUGGGGGAAGAGAACCGGCUGUUGAAAGAGAAACUGAAUCAUAUAGAGCAGUCGCCAUUGACAGACACAACAAGCAGCAGCGGCGGUAAUAGCAGUCUUCCGACCCCCACUACGCAAGAGUCCAGCUUUGGAAGUCCAACCAAACUUUCUGUGCAAGGCAAUGUGGGCGACAGCUACCGACGACUGAAUGGGCCUCCCUUACGGAAUUCUGGGUCUUCCAGCAGCGAUGUAACCAAGGCUUCCCUGUCACCCGAUGCUUCCGACUUCGAACAUAUCAUGGACGUACCUUCUAGACCCGUCUCCUCCAGCAGCACCCCCUUCAAGACUUCCAGAUGCUCUACCUCAGGGAGCUCGCCAAACAACGUCAGUGAUCUCUCUGUGGCCUCCCUCACAGAAAGGAUCCAGAGGAUGGAAGAGAACCACCACAGCACGGCCGAAGAACUUCAGGCCACGUUGCAGGAGCUUUCCGACCAGCAGCAGGUGGUUCAAGAACUGACGGCUGAAAACGAGAAGCUGGCCGAAGAGAAGGCCAUGCUGGAGACGUCCUUCUGCCAGCACCAGGAGAGGGCUGAGAAGCUGAGCCAAGAAAAUGAGAAGCUGGUGGCCCUCUUGCAAGAGCGAACCAAGAACGAUGAAAGCAAAGCCCAAGAGGCCAAGGUCCAUGACCUAGAGCAGAAGUGUGCGGAGCUGCUCGAGAAGGCCCAGUUUGAAAGGGAGAAGAUGUUGAACAUUCAGCAGCAGCUGACGAGCAGCCUGCGGAGCUUGGAGAGGGAACACCAGGAGUCCCAGGCCUCUGUCAAAAGCCUGAGAGAGGAAAAUGAGAGGCUGAACGUCCUCUUGGAGGUGGAACGGCAGAGCAGUGGUGCAUUGGCCAAGGUGCUGGAGGACUGCAAGGUCUCUUUGGAAGGCCUGAAGAUCGAGAAUGGCUCUCUGCGGUCUCAGCUGGACAGUGAGAAACAGAAAGCGGCGGCUAUCGACGCCAUGGGCUCGGACGCAAACAACUCGGAAGUCCGUGAGAUGCUGAAAGCGACCCGAGUGGAGAAAGACCAGUUGGAACUGGCCUGCACUGAACUCAAGCAGGACUUGCUGAAGGCAAAUUGCGAAGUGAAGACCUUGCAAGGGCAGCUGUCCAAGGUUGAGAAGGAGCGUGGGCAGCUGAAGGAGGUAUGUGAGCGGCAGGCAGAGCAGCUGAGCCGUGCCGGCCUCCAGCUGCAAGAGAAGACCUCUGAGAACGAAGCCGAGAUUAGAAACCUGAAGGAGACCAUCUUUGAGCUUGAGGACCAAGUGGAGCAGCAUCGGGCACUCAAGCUGCACGACAACCAGACCAUCAAAGAUCUGGAGAGUAAUCUGCUGAAGCUGGAGGACCAGAAGUUGGACUUGGAGAAGCAGUUGAAGACCCUCACCAAGCAGAUCAAGGAGGACACAGAAGAGUGGCACCGUUUCCAAGCGGACUUGCAGACGGCAGUGGUGGUGGCCAACGACAUCAAGUGUGAGGCCCAGCAGGAGCUCCGCACAGUGAAGCGGAGGCUGCUGGAGGAGGAGGAGAAGAGCGCUCGGUUGCAGAAGGAGCUGGAGGAAGCGCAAGGAAGCUGCAGGCCAGCAGCAGACCUGAUGGACUCCCCGGAGGCAGAUUCCACGAGCCGCUGGCCAGGCAUCCCCGUGAACCGCACCUCGCCAACACCCCCAGAGUCGCUGGCCACUGUGAAAUCCUUGAUCAAGUCAUUUGACUUGGGAUGCCCAGGCAGCAGCGGGCAAAGCAUUCCAGUCCACAAGGUCUCCCGAAGUCCCCUCAGUGGAAUUCCGACGAGAACAGCUCCGGCAGCCGCCGUCUCACCCAUCCAGAGACAUUCCACCUUCAGCAGCCCAAAGCCAGCUGGGAAAACUUUCUCCAAACACGCUGACCUGCCGGAGCUUCCCUUAGCAGACCUGCUGAAAGGAAGAAGCGAGGACCUGAAACCUGACCAUUUUCUCCGCAAGAGCCCCUCUCUGGAGUCCCUGAGCAAACCCCCCUCGAUGACAUUUGCUGGCAGGAUGCUCAACUCUACACCCAGCAGCCUGAAACCCCCAAGCAGGCUCAGCGUGGAGAGAAAGGACCCUCUGGCUGCUCUAGCAAGGGAAUACGGAGGCUCCAAGCGGAACGCCUUGCUGAAGUGGUGUCAGAAGAAAACCGAGGGAUACCCGAAUAUUGACAUCACCAACUUCAGCAGCAGCUGGAGCGACGGCCUGGCCUUCUGCGCUCUCCUCCACACGUACUUGCCUGCUCACAUCCCCUUCCAGGAGCUGAACAGCCAGGACAAGAAAAGAAACCUCCUUUUGGCAUUCCAAGCAGCUGAAAGCGUAGGCAUCAAACCCAGCCUGGAACUCAGCGAGAUCAUGUACACAGACCGCCCCGACUGGCAGAGCGUAAUGCAGUACGUGGCUCAGAUUUACAAGUACUUCGAGACCUGAGGCCCUGGACCCAGCUAGACGGAAGAGCCAGGCUGCCGGAGGAGGAGGAGGAGGAGGAGGAGAUGCCUGAAGAAUGCCACGGAAAGCACUCGAUCACUUUAAGAGAAUCCCACGCCCACCCCAGGCGGCCCAUUUCCCACUCCACAAAGCCCAGCAGACAUUUACUGCGGUUUGGUAAAACCCCAGCCCUGUUCUCCAGUUCCACAGCACGCCGAAGAUCUAGCAGGAGGGUUCUGCUGGGCCUGGGGCAGUCCCCUCCUUGCCCAGCGGUGCCAAAGAGACGCAGCCCAGACGGACUCCCGCAUCUCACCAGCAGCCACAGCUCCCACAGCUGUUUUCCAAGCCUCUGACUCGCAUUCACAGCCCUGCCCCAGAGAGGCCAGCAGCACCCUGAGGGAAGUCUUGUUAACUGGCUCCUCUAGGGACACACCUGUGGCAAGCCCCAAACACCCAGUGUGUGUCGGGGGGAGGGUGUCACUCCAGGCUAUGUGUAGGUUGGUCCCCUGCCACUCUGGAGGGCGAUCCAUAUGGAUCUUGACUUUGUAACUACUCCUUUGCAGGUUCAGCUUGGGGGCGGCUGCUUCUGUCUGUGGGCCUUUGCAAGUCUAAGAUCCACACGUGUUUCCAGCACAGCCUCUCCUGUGGUUCUGCUGGGUCCCCAUCGGCUCAGAGGGGGAGGGAGUACUGUGGUCAGCUCUGUUUCACUAGGAUCUGCAGGGACCCCCUUCUGGAUUGAUUAGAUGUCUGCAGCUAAGCAAGACGGUUGGGAGCUCUUCUGUCUAUGGCAGUUGUGUAGAGGGAAGAACAUUGGCAGUGUUGCUUCUGCCCCUGUAUCACCACGGAGGCUGCUAAAAUUCUGCCUCCUUCAUAGCUCUUUCCGGCAGCUGUUAAGCAGAGAGAUGGUUUUGUCCCACGUUGCAGCUGGCGACCGGCGGCUGCAGUGAUGGGGGUUAAUCGUGGACCAGGCCAGCCCACCCUGCGAUUCCUCUGUCUGGAUGAGUCUGCAGGCAGCGGCUGAUGCUCCCCAUGCUUGCUCAUGAUUCUGCAUAUGCGCCAGUGGGCAUGAGAAAACGUGUUGGCCAAGUCUGGUGGUGCUGAAUAUCAGAGAGGGGUGGGUGCAACGUGGGGGAAGAGGCCGAGGUUUGGAUGGUGGCGCGUGCAGCGGAAUUGUGGCGAGCCUAAUAGGGCCAGUGGCAUUUGGCUUGCCGGUUUUCUGUUCUGCAAAGAUUCCUCUAGAUAGCUGCUCUGCUUGUAGCUGUGCUGGGGUAAUUGUCUUUAGGGAUGCCAAAUCUUUUUCUGGCAGGGCUCCAGGUCUUCAAUGUGCUGAGCAGGGUACAGUGAAAGCUUCAUUCUGCUUGCGGCCAUGCAGCCAUUGUCAAAGCACGUGAGCCCUGCCAGGAACAGAGUUGACAAUCCCAUCCAACCCCAUCAUUUGUUCUCCACCAGCAGCAGGUUAAUAUGUUGGUAAUGCUGGCAGAUUCCCUCUGGUGAGCCCUGGCAGAGCUGGCUGGUUGAAGGCUGACGAAGGAGGAGAUGGCACUGCACUGGCAAUCUCUGUUCUCCCGCUGAGUGAAGUGGCAUUAUCUUGACACUUCUGGGCAGUGUCCCUGCCAUCCCAUGACCAAGCAGGCUUGGGUGGCCUUUCUCUGUGAGUUACAGCGGGGAUCGCUGGAUGGGAGCUGAGGUCUCCAUGGCCAAGUGCACCAGUUUUCCAAGUGGGUCGCUGUGCAACAUUCCUGCAUCCCAAAAGGCUGCCACAGAGCCUCCUGAGGCAGCACGUCACACAACACAGUUCACAGAAAUAUGGUGCUUGUUCUAGCCGAGUAGAACUUUCUGCAUACAGCCCUUCCGUCCUCUCCUCUGAAUGAAUUCUCGGGUUGCCUCCAAAACGUGGGAGGCAAACCGGGCAGGGGUACACUAAGUGGGAGAGGUGACCCUUUGCUGUCCCCUGGAGGAUGGGAAUUCAUCCUUGCUGUAUUGACAGCUCAAAGGCCUUGUCAGUUGUCCGUCCCAAUGUGACGCCAGGCAGCCAGCUGCAGAAGGCGGUGCAUACCAGGGAGGGCAGGUUGCCAGCUCACCUGAAGGUCUUGGCCAUGGAGGACCCCCCCCCCUGCAAUUCCACCCGAUACCUCUGCCAGGAUUGCUUUCAAGUUGGCUUCUUCUCUCUUUCCAUACAAAGCUCUUCAGCCCCUUUCAGCAGCUGGCAUUUGGUGGGGAGAAGUUCUCACAGUAGCUCCUGGGUAGCUGUCUGUCUGUGAGGCUGUUUGGAUGGAGAAGAUGGAUGUUUUGAUGGGAAUCUGUAGACUGCCAAAAAAAUCUUCCAUGUAACAUUCCGGUUUUGUGGAACGGCUGGUCCUCUGGAGAGGAAGGACUUCCAAGCAGAGCAAAGGAACUUUCAAAUGCAAGCGAAGUUCUCAUUAACCAAACAGGUCUAACUUGGGGAGGGACAAGAGAUCUCUUCUGGGAUUCAAGGAAGGGAGAAUUCCUUUCACACCUUGUACGUGGUGGGCCUGAUGUAACUAGCCGUGAGAACUGUAUAUCAGGAUGCAGCAGCCACCCCCUGGCCCACACAGACAUGGGUGAAAGGGUGGCUCAGGGCACUGUACACACUUUGCCACACUCCCUUCAGAUCAGACGGUGCAGAGAUCUGAGGCCUGACAGAUGCUUCUGAGAUGUUUUGCUGGUAAGCUUUUCUCAGCUGUUCAAUGCUGACUCCGUAGGCCUCGCAGCCUCAAAAAGGUGGUUUAGCUGUGUCGUUUUAAGCCCUGUAUGAAAAAGUAGAGAAGAUGUGAGAGAGUUUGAAGUUGAGAGGGCCCGAGUGGGCGGUCUGUUCUUGGAAGACCCAGUGCGCAUUGUUUUGGAAGUGAUGAGAGGGAGGGGAAGUCAGUGAAAGGGCCCUGGAAGGGACUUCAGCGGGAAGAAUCAGAAGGUUUGUGGGAAGUGGACUUGAGCGUGCUACAGUGUGAGUGGCGAGGCAUUCCAGAAGCUGUGAAAGAGGGGCGUGCCUCUUCCCUGAACGUUCCCCUUUGUUAAUAAUCAUUGAGUUGUCCGCUGGAGUCCAGAGAAAUCUUGGAACAUUCUCAGAAAAUAGGCCUCAGCUUCUUACAGAUGUUGGGAGGGGGGGGCAAUUUCACAACUAACUCUUCCCUUUCCUGAGGCUGCACCCAUCUCAGCAGUCCCCUCCGUUCAGUCUCUUUUUCUGACCUCCAGGGAAACCUCUCAUUUUAUACUGUCCUUUUUCUUCCCGGUGUUCAUUCUGUUGGUGCUUUUCCCCACUCUGCCCCCUCCCCCCCCAGCUCUGACGAGUGGGAAAUCGGAGCAGGUUUUUUCUCCUUGAUACGUGAAUUUUCUCUUUUGUGCAGACUGAAAUACCACCGGAUUUCAGCACCACCCUCCCUGUUUCUUCGCUGGACCAGGGUGUGAACCUUAAUUCUCCUCUUAUUUCCCUGCCUUUUCUGUCCCCCACCUAAAAUACGGGCUUAACUCUCACGAGCAUCUCCAGCCCCUCCUGCUCCCUUUCCCGCUGCUUCUGCUAGCUCAAGAGAAAGACUUGCUGUGGGAUGCCCCAUGGACACAAAGCCGGGCGUGACGAUGGCCCAGGACGACCCUGUGGUGUCUCCUGUCCUCCAGGAGGCCUCUCCCAAACUUCCAGCAGGUUGUCAAAGGGAGAGGUCUGGAAGGAGACACCCCGGAAGAAUUGCACACUCACGAAACACCUUUUGGAUGACUGCACAGACUGCCUCUGAAUAGAACAGCUCUGCAAGGUGAUGCGGAAAGCAAAUCUCAUUCCCAGGCUACUCCAUUAAGCUGUCUGAAAGUCCCACACGUGCAUUCAGAAGAAGAGCUCUGGAUCUCGCUACUAGAACUUGCCAUGUCCCGUAUUUGUAGGUAUCACCAGGUGCUAAAGACGUUCCCCAGAUACCACCUGUUGCCACUGGCUGCAUUUCUUUCUGACUUCCUCCACCGCAGCAGCAAGUAAAGGCCAAGUCGAUGGUUGUUGGGGGUUUUCCGGGCUGUCGUCCUCUUCUCUGACAUUGCGGGGAGGCACUAACAUUUUCUUAGUUUUUCCUCCUCUUUUUUAAAACUUGCACAUGUGCCAACAUCUGCCAGGCUUGAUGAUUCAUGUUUCAGUUUGCUUUUUAACUGGACACCGGCUGGAAGGUUUGCCGCCGGUGCAAACUGUCAAGAGCCGGCAUCUCGUCAGAGUGACUCCCAUCUUAAUUUAUACCAAGAGCACAUUAGAAUGCACAUGCGCUACUCGGGCGUUUCUAGAGUUUGGUCAUGUCAUGACAAAGUUUUAUUUAAAAAAGGUUAAUGUCGAAGCACUCGAUGCAGGGUCUGCAUAAUAUUUCUAAUAAAUGCUUUUUAUUUCUC
Molecule: messenger RNA, 7625 nt
Organism: Eublepharis macularius
Lineage: Eukaryota; Metazoa; Chordata; Lepidosauria; Squamata; Eublepharidae
Gene: SPECC1
Product: sperm antigen with calponin homology and coiled-coil domains 1
Exons: 15
Coding region: 96-3251 (1051 amino acids)
Biological process (GO): actin cytoskeleton organization
Cellular component (GO): filamentous actin; microtubule organizing center
Molecular function (GO): protein binding
Source: RefSeq, a predicted model, not a curated record